Molecule: messenger RNA, 3431 nt
Organism: Alligator sinensis (Chinese alligator)
Lineage: Eukaryota; Metazoa; Chordata; Crocodylia; Alligatoridae
Gene: LOXL2
Product: lysyl oxidase like 2
Exons: 9
Coding region: 705-1925 (406 amino acids)
Biological process (GO): peptidyl-lysine oxidation
Cellular component (GO): membrane
Molecular function (GO): protein-lysine 6-oxidase activity; copper ion binding
Source: RefSeq, a predicted model, not a curated record
GGGUGUACAGUGAGAAGAUGAGAUUCUACUUCCUCCUUGUCUAUAUGAAAGGUGAACCCUUCGGGGCAUGAACUAUUUCUUAUGAUGUGUAUGGGGAGCACAAUGGGGCCUCAAUCUCGCACAGGGUCUCUAGCCCCAUAAUAUCGGGGACUAAAAAAUCAGCUGCAUGUGUCAAUAUUGGUAAUAAACAUAUUGCUCUUGUCAUUCACCUGCCUGCCAUUAGGUGUUUGCAGCACAGUUUUCUGUCCUUCCAAGGACAGAACCAGAAAUAGAUUCGACUGCCUCUCUGCAGCAGCUGCUAUGUGCCAUACAUGUCAAAAAGGAAAUGACACUGUAAUGUUUGCGCGUUGAUAUUUCUGCUUCUUCUAACUUGCGGAAAGGGCUGACUAGGUACGUGUGGGAGGGGGGCGGUAAUUUUACAUUUUGUAACUGUGGGCAGACUUCUCAUCCUUUUGGAAAACUCAUUUCUGGGCAGUGCCUUCUAUUUCCAUUGUCCUGCAAAAACUGGCUACUUACCAGGAAUCAGCAGCUGGAUGUCAGGUUGACAUAGUCAUCAGUGUGGUGCAGUUAAAUUAUCCAUCUGCAAAACAUGCCACGUCACGAGUCUAGAACGAAAUAAAGUGUUUAGAGCAAAGGGGUUGAGGGGGAUUCAGGAUCUGGCAAAUCGGGAGCAAGGAGCCAGCAGGCAGAAAUCAGGAUAAAGAAUGAAGCCUGAACGAGCUGAUAAAAGCCAGGAAGCUGCUAACCGAUGGAUCGGUCCUAUUCACCUAAAUGAAAUAGCAUGUACAGGGUCAGAAAAAUCCAUCACGGACUGCAAGUUCAAUACAGAGUCGCUGCGUUGUAAUCAUGAGGAAGAUGCUGCUGUAAGGUGCAACAUUCCAGCCAUGGGUUUCCAGAAUCAGCUGCGUCUGAGUGGUGGCCGCAACCCAUAUGAGGGCCGGGUAGAAGUCCUCAUGGAGCGCAAUGGGACCUUGAAGUGGGGGACAGUCUGCAGUGAGAAAUGGAGCACCGUGGAAGCCAUGGUGGUUUGUCGCCAGUUGGGCCUUGGCUUUGCUAGCCAUGCCUUUCAGGAAACUUGGUACUGGCAUGGAGACAUCAGUGCUGAUGAUGUCAUUAUGAGUGGCGUGAAGUGUUCAGGCACGGAGAUGUCCCUGGGUCACUGUCGGCAUGAUGGCACCAGAGUUUCAUGUCCCAGGGGUGGUGGCCGCUUUGCUGCAGGAGUUUCCUGCUCAGAAACUGCCCCUGACCUGGUGCUCAACGCCGAGCUGGUGGAGCAAACCUCUUACCUGGAGGACCGGCCGAUGUUCAUGCUGCAGUGUGCGCUGGAGGAGAACUGCCUGGCUUCUUCUGCUGCCAACACAUCCAUUACCUCAGGCUACCGGAGGCUCCUGCGGUUCUCUUCCCAGAUCCACAACAAUGGGCAGUCUGACUUCCGCCCAAAGAAUGGCCGCCACGCCUGGAUCUGGCAUGACUGUCACAGGCAUUAUCACAGUAUGGAAGUCUUCACACACUAUGAUCUGCUGAACCUCAAUGGGACCAAGAUAGCUGAAGGACACAAAGCCAGUUUCUGUUUGGAAGACAGUGAAUGCGAAGCAGAUGUGCAGAAACAGUAUGAAUGUGCCAAUUUUGGUGAACAAGGGAUCUCAGUUGGAUGUUGGGAUGUGUAUCGCCAUGAUAUUGACUGCCAGUGGAUUGAUAUUACUGAUACUCCACCAGGAGAUUACCUCUUCCAGGUGGUCAUCAACCCAAACUUUGAAGUUGCAGAAUCUGAUUAUUCAAACAAUGUGAUGAAAUGCAGGAGCCGAUAUGACGGUCAGCGCAUCUGGAUGUAUAACUGCCAUAUAGGUGGCUCCUUCAGCGAAGAAACAGAAGAGAAGUUUGAUCAUUUCAGCGGACUGACAAAUAAUCGGGUGUCCACUCGAUAGAACAGCCUUGCCUCGCCCCCCACUCUAUUUAAGGAAGCAGGGAUGCCUCUCAGUGACUUCCCUAACCACUGCACAGAAAAAGAAUCAAGCAAGCAAUCAUGAACUUAAGUUAGCUGUGUAAGUUAUUUUCAGUGAUGCCCUCCAUACUUAUUCCAGGUGCUCAGCACAAUAAGGAGCUAACUCUGUAGUCCUCAUCCUUAAUGUUCUGAUUUUGGACCAGGCUGUAAUUCUACUAGGCCCUACUCCCCUAAAAAUUGGGCUGCAUAUCCAUCUAUCCGUCCAGUCUUACCUUUCACUAGAGCUCCCUUCCUCUCUUGCAAACCUUCUAGGCUGCAGUUAGUAGAGUAUGGGUAUGGUGGUUGCAUUUGGGUGAUGAUAAUAGGAAUGCAUUUCUGUAUUCCGCUUUUAAAUGCACUUCAACCUUGGCUGCCUUAUCCCCUUCUCGCAAUGUUUUAGCUUUAAGUCAAGUCUGAGCAUGCCCCUAAUGCAAAAACCUACAUUUGUGAUAUAGCUUCUUGGAAAUAAUGCCAUGCAAAUACCCAGUUUAGCAAGGAAGUGGCUGGUAUGUCUAAGAGAGAAACUGGAGCAGCCUUUCUGAGAAGAGGGGAGAAAGCGUAAUGUAAUACUGUGACACAAUUUUUAGAUCCAAACACUCUACUUGCAUCGCAAUCUUCUUAACAUCUAAAGCAGGCCCUCUCAGCACUGUGUACUUACACAGUGCUGAGAUUACCAGACCUCGACCAAGCAACAACUCAUUCAUGAAAUCUCGUAUGCCUCCUUGUGGCAGGAGUCCACUAGAAUAUAUUUAUUUUCCACAGCAAGUUAAUUCACCCAGUAAAUCCUAUGUGCAGCUGUAUAUUUCCUUCCAGCACCUUUAAGCUGGAUAUUAAAUUGGUGCCUUUUCUGUAAAAGAUGUUAAAGUGCGACACCAAUAUACUUUGCAAUGAUAACUUAUUGGCCUUUUUUGUCACAGAUCUGGACCACAUGCUAUGUCAGACCACCUGUAUAAGUUGAUAACUUUUACACUUCCAUAACUGCAUAUUGGUGCUAACUGUACUCCUCUGUUUGUUUGAGGCAGAACAGUGUUUGCAGACACACACCUACUUGAAAUAAAAAUCUGUUUUGGGCAGAAGAAUGCUUUAUAUGCAAUGUAUGUGUAUUUUCGCUGAAUUCUGUCUCCUCUCCACUGUGUGGGUAGAGCAAAGGACUGUGUGUCAGGAUCUUUGGGUUUUACUCCCACUGGCUUGGACUUCAGGGAAAUCGUGUAGAGACACCAAUGGCUUGAAGUCCUUCAUCUUUAAAUACAGGUAUUGCACCAGGUCCUGUGGCACCAUGACACUAUUGUGGCCUUAAUUCUCCCUCCGUUUGUGUGUGUUUAAAAAAGAAAAAAGGAAAAAAAGGACCCACAUGAACAGGAAACUGUGAAUUUGACUCAACCAAUAUGGCUGUUGAAUGCUAGACUUGCCUUAAGUGUGUAACAACAGAUUAAAUGGUUUCAGUCUGUUA